Messenger RNA from Pyrenophora tritici-repentis Pt-1C-BFP, 906 nucleotides. RefSeq lists its product as uncharacterized. Lineage: Eukaryota; Fungi; Ascomycota; Dothideomycetes; Pleosporales; Pleosporaceae. Gene Ontology annotation, molecular function: nucleotidase activity. The record is from RefSeq and is a predicted model, not a curated record.
AUGCGUUCAUUCAUUCUCAUCGCUGCUGCGGCCUCCCUCGCCCAAGCAGUACGCAUCGUUCAGUCCAACGACGAUGGCUGGUCAGAUGCCAACAUCCGGACUUUCUUCAACGCCUUGGACGCGGCGGGUCAUCAAGUGGUCCUCUCGGGACCUGCUGAGAACCAGUCUGGCAAAGGCUCAUCUGAUGCACCACCUACUGUUGUCGAUGCAGAUGGUUGUGUUCACUCAUCGUGUGCACCCGGAAGCCCUGCAAUAGGUGCUGAUCCAAAGGACCCGCGUCUGAACUAUGUCAACUCCUUCCCAGUCACUUCCAUCAAACAAGGCAUCGAAGUCACUGCGCCUGCGCUAUGGAAUGGCUCAAAGCCUGAACUCGCUGUCACUGGACCGAACGUGGGAACCAACAUCGCCGUCCAGACACCCUUCUCCGGAACCAUUGGCGCUGCUACUUUUGCAGCAAAGACAGCGAAGAUACCAGCUAUCGCCUUUUCUGGUCGUAGUGGAGACCCAACUGGAUUCGAUCAGCCCACACCUUUCCACAGCAAGAUCUACGCUGAUCUCGCCCUCAACGUCACCUCAACCAUCAUCAGCAGUGGAGCGCCCUACCUCCCCGAAAACACCUGGCUCAACGUCAACUUCCCCGCUACGUCUGAGACAGAAUGCAGCGAUCCCAGCAAGUUCAAGUACAUCUUCACUCGCAUCAACAUUGGUCUGCUCAGUGCCAAGGACGCAGAAUGGUGUGGUAGCACGCGUCUGCCAUGGGAGGCGGAUGUCAUUCUGCUCAAGGGCGGUAACUGCUAUGUUACCAUUAGCCCCGGAGAUGCGAACGACAAGACAACUGUGAACGAUGCGGCUGUUCAGAUGCAGAUCAUCAACAAGCUCAAGCCGAUUUUGUCGUGCUUGCCGUAG